This is a messenger RNA of Hevea brasiliensis (rubber tree), 1200 nucleotides long. Its product is annotated as putative clathrin assembly protein At4g40080. Gene Ontology annotation, molecular function: 1-phosphatidylinositol binding; phosphatidylinositol-4,5-bisphosphate binding; clathrin heavy chain binding. The coding region runs from base 45 to 1070 and encodes 341 amino acids. Gene Ontology annotation, cellular component: clathrin-coated pit; clathrin-coated vesicle. The record is from RefSeq and is a predicted model, not a curated record. NCBI's taxonomy places the organism in Eukaryota, Viridiplantae, Streptophyta, Magnoliopsida, Malpighiales, Euphorbiaceae. The transcript has a single exon. Gene Ontology annotation, biological process: clathrin-dependent endocytosis; vesicle budding from membrane; clathrin coat assembly.
UGUUAAACUUGUGACAUAUCUGUUUUUUCUUCUCUUUAUUGCCAAUGGACCAUCGCAAGAAACUGAGAAUUCUCAUUGGCUUGCUCAAGGACAAGACCUCCAUUAUCAAAGCAACUCUAUCAACUAAACGGAUCAGUAAAAUUAAAAUCGCUGUCAUCCGCGCCACCACUCAUGACGCGUCUACCCCACCUUCCGACAAAUGCAUCGCCGCCGUCCUCUCCCUUGGCCAGGGCUCCCGCCCUGUUACAUGCACAUGCAUUGAGGUUCUAAUGGAUCGCCUACAUAGCACCAAGAACGCUUCUGUUGCCCUAAAAUGUCUCUUCAUUAUGCAUACUAUCAUAUCAAGAGGCUCGUUUAUUCUCAAAGAUCAGCUUUCCGUUUACCCUUCUUUUGGUGGCAGGAACUUCCUUAACCUAUCAAUGUUUCGAGAUGAAUCAGAUCCUGAAAGGUGGGAUUUAUCUUCUUGGGUUAGAUGGCAUGCAGCUAUAGUAGAGCAGAAUUUAACGAUUUCAAGAUUUCUGGGUCACUACCUGUGUUCUUCUCUCAUUGCAACUAAAAAUAAGGGCGAGGAAAAGAGAGUUUUGGCACUGUUGAACAGAGAUUUAUUUGAUGAAAUGGAUGUUCUAGUGGAUUUUGUUGAAGUAGUAAGUGAAUUUCCUGAUUCUUUACAUCUUCUAAAGAAUAAUUUGAUCUAUGAGAUAGUUCGGUUGGUUUCUGAGGAUUACAGGUCUGUUCAACGUGAAAUCUCAAUCAGAGUUAUGGAACUCGGGGAGAGAAUUCCGAGUUUGAGUUAUAGUGAGUUGACUCAGCUUCUGGGUAACUUGAAGAGAUCCGAGGGUUGCAAAGAGAGAUUGUAUUUGUUGUUUGCAAAUAGGAAUAGGAAUGAUGCUUUAUGGAAAUUGGUAGGUGAAACAAGGACGAAAGCUGUAGAGAUGAUGAAGGAAAAGGGAGAGACGAAGUUGCUGAAAAUGGGAAGCGAUUCAAGCGAGUUGACUCAGAUCCGAUUCAAUUCUGAUGGCAGAUGGAUGGGUUUUGACUCGGUAGCUUUAACUGUUUCUGCAAUACAAUGAGUAUUCCCCCUUCAACUUUCCCAUUUUUGAAUCUUCACGCUUUGCUUUGUCAUUUACCUUUGGUCAAAUUUAUUUAUUUUUUUUAAUUUCCUUUUACAAAUCAAACUUGAUUAACGUCGUGCAUGAAGUA